Molecule: messenger RNA, 1020 nt
Organism: Acaromyces ingoldii
Lineage: Eukaryota; Fungi; Basidiomycota; Exobasidiomycetes; Exobasidiales; Cryptobasidiaceae
Exons: 2
Coding region: 224-748 (174 amino acids)
Source: RefSeq, a predicted model, not a curated record
CUCUUCUACGUUCUCCUCCUCUCCCUGACUCUUGCUCCUCCCUCCUCUUUCCUUCCACCAGGGCGUCCGACAUUCCUUUGAGCAAGCAUCCUCGACGUCCAUCCACGCCCUUCGAUCCAUCCGCCCGCACACCUGGUCUCAUUGUCGACCCACCAAAAGCUCUUCGUCUCCCCCCUUCUCCCUUUCCCUCUCCCUCUCUCUCUGCGCGCGCACAUAUAAAAGAAUGCACAUCCGGUCUUCCGCUGCCCUCCUUCUCGUCUCUCUCGCCGCAUCUGUCCUGGCGCAGACAACAACAUUCUACGGCCCUCUCACGACAAACAAUGGUGUUGCCGCCUGCGUUCAAUACGGAAGCUGCACCACUGCCUCUGGCUCGCAAGUGACUGAGACGCAGCAGGCACCCGUGACGCCGCCGGCGUCAUCGCAGGCCAUCGCCGCGCCGACGGACUCUGUCCAGUCGGAGCUCUCCAUCUCGGCCCUGGCCGCGCAGGGCGCCGAGGCCGCCUACUCGAGCCGCGUCGCCAACGGCCAGGGCAAGAGCGGAUCGGGAAACGGCGCCACCUCGGCAAACCUGACGGGCACCGUCAUUGCCGGCACCACGCCCACCAGCGUGCCCGCACAGUCGACUGGCCAUGCAGACGCAGCCGUCGCUGCCCCGCAGUUGGCCUCCCUCGGUGGCGGCGCACGGACACUCGCUUGGUCCCUCGCCAUCGUUGCCGGUGCAGUCGGGGCCGGCGCUGUCGGUCUCUAAUCCUCGAUUUCUCGGAAUCCUCCUUCGUGGCUCCUUGGCCCCUCUUUUCCUCGAUAUCCCCAGUCUCGGUUGCUUGAACACACAAACCCCCCUCUCCCUUCGCUUCUUUUUGUUUCGCAAGACCAGACUGGUCCAUUUGUUUCAUCUCCUUGACACACUCUCGUCUGUGCUAACUUCCAGCUAUUGUGUUCUCCUGUCUUAGUCCUUUCCACUACACUCGUCGUCGCCCGGCUCUCAAAGUAAUCAACUGUGACCGCGCAUUCAAAAACAGC